Molecule: messenger RNA, 1947 nt
Organism: Penicillium maclennaniae
Lineage: Eukaryota; Fungi; Ascomycota; Eurotiomycetes; Eurotiales; Aspergillaceae
Product: ABC1 kinase family protein
Exons: 2
Coding region: 1-1947 (648 amino acids)
Source: RefSeq, a predicted model, not a curated record
AUGUCGCACGCGACACUCCUCCGACCGCUGCGGCCCUCCGCAAAUCGAUGCCUCUGGCGCCCUCUAUCUCGCCGAGGUGCGCACACGAGGGAGUUCCAGCCCUUCCUGCCUCCAUCACCGAGCUCGCUAGGCAAACCAACCGCCGCAAAGACAUACACUCGUACCCGCAAAUGGCUGCGACGACUAUUCUACGUCUCGGUCGCCACGGGCAUCAUCUACGGCAUCGACUCACAGUUCUACGCCUCAUCGCUCACCCGAACGGCCCGCACAUUCUCCCUCGGUCUGAUCGUCGCAUUGGACUAUAAAAUCAAUUUCCGCCCGCAUCCUCCCCUCGCGAGCUCCAUUACAGCUUUGCACGCCCGCAAUGCUGAGCGCUUAUCGGAUCUUCUACGUCAUAAUGGUGGACUGUACUUGAAGAUGGGCCAGGCUAUCGCCAUGCAGUCGGCUAUUCUGCCCCCUGAAUUCCAGCAGAUGUUCUCGCGCAUGUUUGAUGAUGCACCGCAGAAUGAUUGGAAGGACGUCGAAAAGACCAUUCGUGAAGACUUUGGGAAGUCGCCGGAAGAGGUCUUUGGCGUCUCAUUCUCUGGUGAGCCUGGCAAGGGUGUCAUGGAGCGCAGGGCACGUGCCAGUGCCAGUGUUGCGCAGGUUCAUUGGGCCCGUCUACCGGAUGGACGGGAAGUUGCUAUCAAGAUUCAGAAACAUGAGAUUGAGCAGCAGUUGAGUUGGGAUCUUUGGGCAUUCAAAGUCGUCACCUUCAUCUACAGUAAGCUCUUCGAUAUUCCUUUCAACACUUUGGUCCCAUACAUCAGCGAGCGGUUGUCCUUGGAGACCGAUUUCGAAAACGAAGCUACCAAUUCGGAAACAAUGGCCCAACUGGUCGCCGGUGAACCUCGCCUGCGUGACCGUGUGUACAUACCGAAAGUCUACCGCGAACUCAGCUCUCGACGAGUCAUGACGGCCGAGUGGAUCGAAGGCGUACGCCUCUGGGACAAAGACGCCAUCACACGAACGUGGCGUGGCGGCUGGCGGCAAGGAAGUCCAGGGUGCCAUGGAACACCCUUAGAUCCUCCAGCAGCGAAGAACGCACCCGGCGACCAAGACCCUCUAUUACGGGCCAAGCCCAAGCGAAACCACUGGAAGGGCCAGGACAACCGCGGCGGGCUGGGCCUGUCACUCAAGGACGUGAUGACAACCAUGGUAGACCUCUUCUCCGCUCAGAUGUUCCUCUGGGGAUGGGUCCAUUGCGAUCCCCACCCAGGUAACAUAUUCAUCCGACGCAAGCCCUCUGGCAAGCCUGAGCUCGUCCUCAUCGAUCACGGCCUGUACAUCCACAUGGAGCCCAGCUUCCGGCAUAAGUACGCGCGCUUCUGGAAAGCCCUCCUCGCGUUUGAUAAUGCUACACUUACUGAGAUCGUUAAGAGUUGGGGCGUCAACAACGCUGAUAUGUUCGCCUCUGCUACUCUCCUGCGCCCCUACCGUGGCGGUGAUAUGUCGACUCAGCGCCACCUCCAAGGUUUGAGCAAGCGCGAGCUCCAAGAACGUCACUACGAGAUGCAGCAGGCAGCUCGCAAAGCUAUCCGCGAGAUUCUAGGUGAUGGGACAAAGUGGCCACAAGAGCUGAUAUUCAUCGGCCGCAACCUCCGCAUCGUCCAAGGGAACAACCAGUUCCUCGGCUCGCCAGUCAACCGAGUCAAGAUCACAGGCAUAUGGGCUUCGCGCGCGCUCGCCGAGUCCCCCGACCUACCAUUAUCAGAGAAGAUCCGCAACCUAGGACGCCACGUCAUCUUCCGUAUCGUCCUGGUGACCAGUGAUAUCUGGUUCUAUUGGACCAAGUUACGACAAUUCUUCCAUCUUGGCGGUGGGAUGGAAGACGAUAUCGAGGCCCAGAUGCAGAGCAUGGCAAAGGACAUGGGCGUUGAGUUGAACCACAAUGUUUUUGAGGGCUAG